Molecule: messenger RNA, 246 nt
Organism: Miscanthus lutarioriparius
Lineage: Eukaryota; Viridiplantae; Streptophyta; Magnoliopsida; Poales; Poaceae
Source: the annotation of a GenBank genome assembly
AUGGCGGAGCCAGCUCCGCCGUGUCUACGUCCCCAUCCCCGUUGGAGGCCAUGGAUGCGCGACUACCGCUCCAAGGAUGCGCGCGAGGUCCCGCUGGCGGCGCCGGGCGAGCGGGCCGCACGCCAUCUACGAGCGGCCUGCGCGGAUGGCGAGGGUCAGGCGCACGGGAUCUACACCGGAGAGAUGGAAACGAACAUGACCUUCCCAACGCCAAAAAUUGCAGUUUCUUCGGCCUCGAUUCCAUAG